AUGUCAGUGUUGAUCGAGACGACGCUCGGCGCGCUCGUGCUGGACUUGUUCGUGGAAGACUGUCCCAUUGCGUGCACGAAUUUCCUGAAACUGUGCAAGACCAAGUACUAUCAUGGCUGUUUAUUUUUCAAUGUGCAGGAGAAGUUUAUGGUGCAGACGGGGGACCCCACAGCCACGGGCAGCGGGGGGGUCUCUAUUUAUGGCAAAUUGUACGGUCCCCAAGCGCGCUUUUUCGAGGACGAGUUGCCACAUACAAGAGGCCGGUCCCACAAAGACCGGAGCGGAUUGGUUGGAAUGGCGUCUGGAUCGGCCAAUCAGAAUGCGUCUCAGUUUUACCUAACCACACGAGCCGACGAUAUGGCAUAUCUGGAUGAAGAACACACUAUUUUUGGCGAAGUGGCCGAAGGGAUGGACGUGCUGGACCAAAUUAACGCUCUAUUUGUGGACAAGGACUAUCGACCGUAUCAGGAUGUGCGGAUCAAGCACACGUACGUGUUAGAUGACCCGUUUCCGGAUCCAAAAGGACUGGACGAGCUCGUUCCGCCCUUGUCGCCAAGUCGUGAAAAGCCGGAAGAAGAACAGGUGGAGUCCCGACUUGCAGCUGACGAAAAAUUGGACGAGAAUGAAGGACGGACGGAAGCGGAGAUUGAAAAGGCGGUGCGGGAGAAAGAAGCCAAGUCCCGAGCGGUGGUGCUCGAGAUGAUUGGCGAUUUGCCAGAUGCUGACGUCAAACCUCCAGAAGAAGUGCUGUUUGUGUGCAAGUUGAACCCGGUGACGGAGAGUGGCGAUCUUGAUAUGGCUUUUUGCCGAUUCGGGCAGUGCAAAGCCGAGGUCAUUCGAGACCAGAAGACGGGCGAUUCGCUGUGCUUUGCCUUUGUCGAGUUUACUGAUCGACGGCAUUGCGAAGAAGCUUAUUUCAAGAUGAACAAUGUCUUGCUGGAUGAUCGUCGCAUUAAGGUGGACUUUAGUCAGUCGGUGUCCAAGUUAUGGAACAAAGUCAAGCGGCGACCGUGGGAGAAGACGAGCAAGCGUGAUGGGGAUGCGGUUGCUACUGACAGGAACGAAGGUGGACGUGGGAACAAAUGUGGUGCUGGUGGUGGCGGUAGAGGACGGCGUGAGCUUGGCGGUAACUUGAGGGUCAAGUCGCGUGGUGUGGAUGACUUCAAGCUAGUGGAGGAAGAAGAAGCCGUGUCAGCUUUGCGCCGAUUGAAGCCAGCAUCUGCUCGCGAGAAACGCCGGCUAAGUCGUAGUCCGGAUAGACGUGGUGAAAGGGACUCUUUGUCUCGGUCGAAGCGAGGAACGAGUCGCAGUCAUGACCGACGCAGUAAUCGGCGUCGAAGUGCCAGCCGCGAUCGAUCCGAGCGACGACACCGAAACCGAAGUCGGGGAAGAAGUCGGAGUCAGUGUGUGAGCAGCAGUCGCAAGUGGGACCGAAGUCGUGAUCGAGGUCACCGCUCUCGACGGUAG
Peronospora matthiolae is the source of this 1467-nucleotide messenger RNA. The record is from the annotation of a GenBank genome assembly. Lineage: Eukaryota; Oomycota; Peronosporomycetes; Peronosporales; Peronosporaceae.